Capsella rubella is the source of this 1684-nucleotide messenger RNA. RefSeq names its product probable polygalacturonase At3g15720. Gene Ontology annotation, molecular function: polygalacturonase activity. NCBI's taxonomy places the organism in Eukaryota, Viridiplantae, Streptophyta, Magnoliopsida, Brassicales, Brassicaceae. Gene Ontology annotation, biological process: carbohydrate metabolic process. The record is from RefSeq and is a predicted model, not a curated record. The transcript has 8 exons. The coding region runs from base 40 to 1335 and encodes 431 amino acids.
UUGAUUUCCUCUGUAGUAGAAGCUUGUAAUUUGGUUACCAUGAAGGAUUUGAUGAAAACCUUGUUUUCUGUGAUGAUAAUUGUAUUACUGUACUAUAUGGGAUACGGAGAAGGCCGGAGGAUUCUUAGCAUGAAAGAUUUUAUAGCUAGCGACCACACGAACGUUGAUUAUUCUCAAGCGAUGCAAAAAGCAUGGAAAGAGUUAUGCAAAGACCAAGCUUCGUCUAACGGGUCAGCGUUGGUGAUAGAGAAGAAGGAAACAUACACUUUACAACCACAACUUUUUGAAGGUCCAUGUGUAUCUUCCGACGUUCAUAUUCAGAUUGAUGGGAAAAUCAAAGCGCCAGCGAAGCCGAGAGAUUGGGAAAACUCAGAAAGACAGUGUUGGUUAUGUUUCAAGGAUAUAGUGGGUCUCGUCCUCAACGGCUCCGGUGUCCUUCUUCCCCAUGGCGAAGCAUGGUGGCCAUCUGUUCGUCACUCUAAACGACCCACUACGAUUAGUUUUGACACCUGCCAUGGCAUUGUAUAUAAUGGACUGACUCAAAUGAAUAGUCCAAAGAAUCACAUAUCAGUCGUUGGGUGCAAAAAUGUAACUUUAUCAAAUCUUAAUAUAAGCGCACCCCAUGACAGUCCAAACACCGAUGGCAUCAAUAUUUGUGAGUCACACAAUAUCCAUGUCUUAGACUCCUCUAUCCAAACUGGUGAUGACUGUGUUGCAAUUACUGGUGGGAAAGGUGGUUCUUCCGAUAUCAACAUUACUCGUGUGGCAUGUGGUCCGGGUCACGGUAUCAGUAUUGGGAGUUUGGGGAAAGAUGAGACAGACGACAUAGUCGAAAACGUGAACGUAAAAAGCUGCAGCUUUAGUGGAACUCAAAACGGGGCAAGAAUCAAGACUUGGCAUGGAGGACAAGGGUCAGCCAGAAAUAUUUUGUAUGAACAUAUCACAUUGGUGAAUGCUAGUUUCCCCAUCAUCAUCGAUCAAAAUUACACUGACAGUCGUUUAAAGGGAAAUGCAGUGAGAGUGGACAACGUAAAAUUUAGACACUUUAAAGGGACCAGCGCAAGUAAAAUUGCGAUAAAGCUAAACUGCGAAAAUUGUCAUAACAUCGUGAUGGAACACAUCAACAUCACAUCUUCAUCCCCGGAUACGAAACUCAAGGCAUACUGUAGAUUCGCCGAUGUGCGUACUUCAUUUGUCAACAUCGAUGUCAAAUGUAAUGCAUGCAAAUAUCAUCAGCCUCCAGCAUUGUCUCCUGAACAGCCUCCGGCAUUGUCUCCGGAUCAGCCUCCGGCAUUGUCUCCUGAUCAGCCUCCGGCAUUGUCUCGUCUUCCCUAAUCUAUUCUGCACGGACUUGUUUAUGGAGUAUAUAAGAACUAAGUAUACCAACCAUUGGAGGGUGCUAAUCAAUUUUUUUAUAUUAAAUGUUCAAAAAUGGUGCUUAUGUGUUGCUUAUAAUCACAAUAAGCUAUGGUGCUUACAACAUUUUUUUUUCUUUUAUUAUAUUCAUUACAUACAAUAAUAAACAACAUGUUAAACAUAUGUUAAGCAUCUCCACCGGAGGUGCUCUAACAGUAAUAGUUUGUAUUUAAGUCACAAGAUAUUAAAAUAUUAAAUCAUAAAACUUUUUUUUUUCUCUCUCUGCCUUGCUCGAGCAUCGAACAUGUCAAGCGUUGCAUCUUUAGUA